GAAAUAAAAUAGAUUCAUAAAGUUAUCGGCCCUUCUCGUCGGGAGGCCUCAGUGGUGCAGAACCGUGAACUACCCGAAAGCCAGGUGAUGAACGUUUCAUCACCGCUAGAGCUGCAACCAAAUUGAAAGGAUAGAAGGCUAUUACAAGUUACAACAGACACCCAAAACCCCACACAGACCUAGGUUUAUAUGCACAAUGUUGCCAAUUUCUGCUAUCUUCACUUCUACUCACAUCCGCUUCUUCUCCAAACCAUUUUCUAUCCACCUCCGCAGACUACUCUCAACCCAAUCAUCACCAAUUGAAUACACACUCUCUCACCCCAUUUACACUAUAUGGGGCUCCAACACCGGCGUCGGCAAAACCCUUGUUUCCGCCGGCCUUGCCGCCUCCAUUCUCUCUCCUCUUUCUCUCUCCUCAACCCCCAUCACCAAAUUCAUCUACCUCAAGCCAGUCCAGACCGGCUUCCCUUCCGAUUCCGAUUCCUACUUCGUCUACCGUAAAUUCUCCGAAAUCUUUCUUCACCGGCGUCCCCCAUUUACCGUUUUUGCUUCGAAUCAAACCCUCAAAGCGUCAACGCCAGCUUCAAAAGCCACAUUAGGUGCUGGGUAUGGUGUCGAGAGUCUCCAGACCGAAGAGGGUGGAAAAUGGGAAAGUGGGUUCAGGGAUUUGGGGUUGUAUGAAGAGAGAAAGCUACAGAGUGAGGGUGGUGAGGAGGAGGCUGCAGUGGUUUUGGAAUUGAUUUGUAAGACAAUGUAUGGGUGGAGAGAGCCGGUUUCGCCUCAUUUGGCAGCAGAAAGGGAAGGGGCCAUGGUGAGUGAUUCAGUGUUGUUGGAUACAUUGAAACGUUGUUUGGGGAUUGGCGUUGAAGGUGAGGGUGGAGAGGAUCAGAAGGUGAGUGUUCUGAGUGUGAUUGAAACUGCCGGUGGUGUUGCAAGUCCAGGGCCAUCGGGUUCACUUCAAUGCGACUUGUACCGGCCUUUCCGGUUACCUGCUAUUCUCGUUGGGGAUGGACGGCUAGGUGGUAUUUCAGGAACUAUUUCAGCUUAUGAAAGUUUAAAAUUACGAGGAUAUGACGUAGUUGCUAUUGUUUUUGAAGAUCGUGGUCUUGUAAAUGAGAUGCCAUUGUUGUCUUAUCUACGGAAUAGGGUUCCUAUUCUUGUGCUUCCUCCUGUUCCACAAGAUAUGUCAGACAACCUGAUGAAAUGGUUUGAUGAAUCUCAGAAUGUUUUUAGUUCUCUUAAGGAAAUAAUGCUAUCAGCAUUUGUAGAAAGAAUAAAGAGAUUACAUGAUAUGCCAAAGAAGGCAAGAGAUAUUUUCUGGUGGCCAUUUACUCAGCACACACUUGUACCUGAAGAAAAGGUUAUGGUAAUAGAUUCACGUUGUGGCGAGCACUUUGCCAUUCACAAGGUCAAGAAUCAUGAUCUCAUGACUCAACAAUUUGAUGCCUGUGCUAGUUGGUGGACGCAGGGACCUGAUGCUACUUUACAGAUUGAGCUAGCAAGAGAUAUGGGUUAUACUGCUGCAAGAUUUGGGCAUGUAAUGUUUCCUGAGAAUGUUUACGAGCCAGCUUUAGAAUGUGCAGAACUGUUGCUUGAUGGUGUUGGGAAAGGAUGGGCUUCUCGGACAUUCUUUUCCGAUAAUGGAUCUACAGCUAUUGAAAUUGCCCUCAAGAUGGCAUUUCGCAAAUUCUUGUUUGAUCAUGGAAUUCUUGCAGAUCUUCUGCAUUCCAAAACAGAUGAAAAAUGUGUUGAGCUCAAGGUCCUAGCUCUUAGAGGUUCUUAUCAUGGUGAUACUUUGGGUGCUAUGGAAGCACAAGCACCGUCAUCUUAUACAGGCUUUCUCCAGCAACCAUGGUACACGGGAAGAGGUAUUUUUCUUGAUCCCCCAACAGUUUUUAUGUGCAAUGGCAUUUGGAAGCUUUCCCUACCUGAAACGAUGCAAUUUGAAAAACUGAAAGCAGAAGAUAUGUCCUUCUACUUGCGUGAUGAAGUUUUCUGUAAGAGCAGGAACGAUUCAAGUCUUGCUGAUAGUUAUUCCUUACAUAUAACACAAGAGUUAUUGCUACAUUCCCGGUCAAGAGGGUUCACUCAUGUUGGAGCAUUGAUUAUAGAACCAGUCAUACAUGCUUCUGGUGGAAUGCAAAUGAUUGAUCCGCUUUUCCAACGUGUACUUGUUAAAGAAUGCCAGAGUCGAAAAAUUCCAGUUAUCUUUGAUGAGGUUUUUACAGGUUUCUGGCGUCUGGGAGCAGAGUCUGCUGCAGAUCUACUUUGCUGUCAACCAGAUAUAGCCUGUUAUGCAAAGCUGAUGACUGGUGGCAUUAUACCCAUGUCUGCCACAUUGGCAACAGAUGCUGUUUUUGAUGCAUUUGUUGGAGAUUCAAAGCUCAAGGCCCUUUUACAUGGACAUUCCUACACUGCCCAUGCUAUGGGGUGUGCAGCUGCUGUUAAAUCCAUCAAAUGGUUUAAGGACCCUCAAACAAACCUUAAUUUAAUUUCUGAAGAAAUGUUGCUUAGGGAGCUAUGGAAUAUGGAACUAGUGCAGCAGAUCUCAUCACUUCCAGUAGUUCAAAGAGUGGUCUCAUUAGGAACUCUUUGUGCCCUAGAACUCCAAGCAGAAGGCUGCAAUGCUGGGUAUGGAUCACUCUAUGCAAACUCUCUUAUUCAGAAUCUCCGUCAAGAUGGUAUUUACAUGAGACCUCUGGGUAAUGUCAUUUAUCUCAUGUGUGGGCCUUGUACAUCGCCUCAGAUCUGCACCCAACUGCUGGAGAAGCUUCACACAGGACUUAAUGAGUUCAGCCAAGCUCAGGAGAAAUUAGGAUCUUAUGUAUCUUAGGAAGUUUAUAUAUCAGCUCUUAAAACUAUUUAUGGUUAAUUGGUGAUUGAAAAUUCUGUUAUCUUUACUGAGUUUCUGAAUGGUUUAGUUGCUCUAAAAGGUUCUCUUAAUAUUGCGUUACACAUUACAAAUUAUACUAGUGCUGUUCGUUAUUAAUAUCAAAAUUAUAUAAUUUGUGAUUAA
This is a messenger RNA of Cornus florida, 3016 nucleotides long. RefSeq names its product bifunctional dethiobiotin synthetase/7,8-diamino-pelargonic acid aminotransferase, mitochondrial. Gene Ontology annotation, cellular component: mitochondrion. The record is from RefSeq and is a predicted model, not a curated record. Gene Ontology annotation, biological process: biotin biosynthetic process. The transcript is spliced from 14 exons. Bases 197 to 2833 code for a protein of 878 amino acids. Lineage: Eukaryota; Viridiplantae; Streptophyta; Magnoliopsida; Cornales; Cornaceae. Gene Ontology annotation, molecular function: pyridoxal phosphate binding; S-adenosyl-L-methionine:8-amino-7-oxononanoate transaminase activity; dethiobiotin synthase activity.